UAAAGAGUACCCGGUCGUUCCCAGGAGCACAGUGAGACAAAAAGUGUCCUCGAAUCACAGCCCCUUCAGUGGCGAGACCAGAGUCCUUUCUGCCUCCUCCAACCUGGGCUCCCAGUACCAGUGUGAGAACGGGGUGUCGAGCACCUCCCAGGACCUGCUGCCGCCGGCCAACCCCUACCCGAUCUCCCAGGAGCACAGCCAGAUCUACCACUGCACCAAGAGAAAAGAUGAGGAAUGUUCCACCACCGAGCAUCCCUACAAGAAGCCCUACAUGGAAACUUCUCCGGCAGAAGAGGAUCCUUUCUACAGGUCCGGUUACCCCCAGCAGCAGGGACUGAACACUUCGUACAGGACUGAGUCAGCCCAGCGCCAAGCAUGUAUGUACGCCAGCUCGGCUCCCCCCACGGACCCCGUGCCCAGCCUGGAAGACAUCAGCUGUAACACGUGGCCGAGCGUGCCAUCCUACAGCAGUUGCACCGUGUCUGCCAUGCAGCCCAUGGACAGGUUACCCUACCAGCAUUUCUCUGCCCACUUCACCUCGGGGCCGCUGAUGCCGCGGCUCAGCGGCGUGGCCAACCAUACCUCCCCCCAGAUAGGCGAUACCCAUAGCAUGUUUCAGCACCAAACCUCGGUUUCUCACCAACCCAUCGUCCGGCAGUGUGGACCUCAAACCGGCAUCCAGUCCCCUCCCAGCAGCUUACAGCCCGCGGAGUUCCUGUAUUCCCACGGCGUGCCUCGAACCCUCUCUCCCCACCAGUACCACUCGGUCCACGGCGUGGGCAUGGUGCCAGAGUGGAGCGAGAACAGCUAACGAGGCGGUCAGGAAAGCGCAAGAGCGUUAGCCGUGGAAAACAAAACAAAACAAAAACAAACACACACACAAAAAAAAAAAAAGGGAAAAGAAAAGGAAAAAAUACCCUGUCGAUAAUAAAAGCGAGAGUAUUUUGCAAGACUCCUUUAACUGAAUGUUCACGGAUAGCACUCGAGAGGGAUGGACACAGAUUGAAACCACGGAUGAGAUAGUCAUCGGCCUCGGUGUGACUUGUGUCCCC
Phaethon lepturus (White-tailed tropicbird) is the source of this 1052-nucleotide messenger RNA. RefSeq names its product T-box 5 (gene TBX5). The transcript is spliced from 2 exons. The record is from RefSeq and is a predicted model, not a curated record. Lineage: Eukaryota; Metazoa; Chordata; Aves; Phaethontiformes; Phaethontidae. The annotation marks the transcript as partial.